UUCCCGAACAGACACAUACAAGUUUGUCCGUGACUGCAGCCGCUAAGUCAUCGUUAUUUUCUACAGUCAUUGGUCAGCACUAUAAUGUAUACAAAUACAUGUAGGUCAGAAUCCCCGCCCCUCAAGCACGCCCCUGCACGCCAAAACAGUGCCAGCAAAUUGAAACAGAAAAAAUUGGAUUGAGACUGAAAAAAAAAUGGAUUGGAACUAAAGAAAAAAAAUUGUAAGCGAAAACAAAAAAUGUAAAGUUUCAAUUAAUCAUUUUUUACUAUCAUUUUUUUUUACUUUCAAUACAAGAUUUUUCAGUAUAUUUAUUGCAGUUACAAUAUUUCUUUUUAGUUUCAUUUUAAGGUGGCAUCGUUCUAACCCCAUAGUGAGACAGCUGAUUACUGACCAUUAUUUAUUAUCACAAAAAAAGAAAACUUAAGUGCCCAUUGAUCUCACUAGUGUUGGCUGAACAAACACUAUUUUUUUAGGUAACGCAGUUCUUUAUUCAGUGAUCACAUUACAGUUUGCAAUCAGUUAUGUUGUUAACUUGUGUUACUCUGCGAUUGAGUCUCCGCUACCGCUUGCGACAGAAUCAUCCAGCCACAAAAUGGACUCAGCAGAUUCAGCGGCCUCGACCCCCACUCUCACCACAUUGGUGGCAAUGCUGGAGCGUAAUGAGCAGAUGUUUACCAGUAUUCGAGGUGAGCUUGCAAACCUCACACAGGUUGUAGCCCAGCGAACACCUCUGGUGGUGAAUCCACCCGCCGCCGCACCACCGCAGGAGACACCAGCUCCAACCGUAAGUGCCACAGCACCAGCUCCUACACCUGUUCUAUUAGACAGAUUUCUCCCUACACCAAGAGUUUUUUCUGGAGAACUUGGUAAAUGUGCUAGCUUCCUCACUCAAUGUUCUCUCCAGUUUCGUCAGCAGCCACAAGUUUUUUCUAAUGAUGGUGCUAAAAUUGCUUAUAUUGUACAGUUACUCCAGGAUCACACACUGACAAGGGCGCAGGCAGUGCUUCACGCUACCCCUGAAAUGUCUUUUUCUAACUUUAUUGAUAAGUUUAAAAGUGUGUUUGACAAAGAAUCCACUACAGCCACCGCUGGGCAACGCUUACUCACUCUCAUCAGAUAAACUCAAAAAUGAACUGAUGCUUCGUGAAUUGCCUUCCUCUUUAGAUGCCCUUAUGACUCUGUGUAUUCGAGUGCAUGAUCAAGUACCCGCGCACCAGAGUUCACAUGCACGCUUGGGUUAUGAACCCCUGGGACUUCAUGGAGCCUCCACAGCGGCUUGUGGGCCAUGCGAGUCUGACCUCGGUGAAGAGGAGGAGCAGCCCAUGUAGCUGGCACGCUCACGGCUUUUGCCCACGGAACGCCAACGCCGUUUCACCGCCGGUGAGUGCGUUUAUUGCGGCCGCAAUUGGCACUCGGUUUCCACCUGCCUGGCACUGGCAAAAGGGCGCACCCACCAGUAAUAGAGAGAAUACUGGUGGGCGAUCUGUCGAGUGAUAAUUUUCUCCCCAGACUCCUCUUGCCUCCUAGGCUUUGUGUUCAGACUGUCUCCCAUUCUCUCUCUGUUCUCGUCGACUCGUCGAAUUUCAUUGACACCUCGCUCGCCGCUAGAGACACUGCCAAACUCUCUUCGUGUUCAUGCACUGUCAGGUCAGCGUCUACUCGACAUUACCCAUGUUUCAGAGCCGCUCUCUCUCUCUCUCGUUCGGGUAGUCACACAGAGAGAAUUUGUUUUUUGCAUUCAAGGCACACGCUCACCCUGCUACUGUUAGGCCACCCUUGGCUUGUGCUCCACAACCCACACAUUGACGAAAAGGAUAAGGAAUCAUUCGGCCAGACGUCUCAACUCCCGGCAGGCCAGGUGGGCUUUGUUCUUUACCCGCUUUGAUUUUACUAUCACCUACAGGAUCACGGAAUGUGAAGCCGGACCACCUUUCCCAGCAGUUCUCCACCACAGAGGAGGAAUCGGACCCGAGCCCAUCCUCCCGCCUGCGUAAUUGGGGACGUGUCAUGGGAGAUCGAGUCGCUCAUCCAGGAGGCACAAGAAUCUGAGUCGGAUCCAGAAACCGGCCCACCCAGCAGCCUCUUCGUUCCUAAAUCUGUCUGCCCUCAAGUUCUCUAGUGGGCUCACACCACCCGUUUCUCGUGCCACCCGGGGGUCCUCCGCACCAUAUCCUUCCUCUGAUGCUACUUUUGGUGGCUCACUAUAGCAAAAGAUGCCAGGGAAUUUUUGUCAGCCUGUUCUACAUGGGCUCAGAAUAAACUUUCCAACCGUCCUCCGUCGGGCCUUCUUCAGCCUCUCCCCACGUCGGCUCGCUCUUGCUUAUUUCGUCACCCUUCCGAAACUUUCCACUGCCUUGGAGACGGCCCGGCUUCUCACCACCCACGUGUUCAGGCUCCACGGGAUCCCUGAGGACAUCGUUUCGGACAGAGGGCUGCAGUUUACAUCACGUGUGUGGAAGGAGUUCUGCUACGCUCUGGGCACAAAGUCGACCUGGAGUGAACAGCUUCCAUGGAUUGAGUACGCGCAUAACAGCCACACCUCCGCCGCUACAGGAAAGUCUCCUUUUGAAGCAUCCCUGGGAUACCAACUGCCUUUGCUUCCUGCCAUCAAAGGUGAGCACUCCGUUCCGUCUGUGCAAGCUCAUCUCCGCAGGUGCCACCAUGCCUGGCGUGCGACUCGGGCCGCCCUACUCCGGACUAAAGAACGGAACAAGGCGCUCGCUGACUGCCAUCGGACACCUGGCCCUGGAGUAUGCUGUGGGACAACAGAUCAAGCCCGUGCUCUCCAGCCGUUGUGCGCCCUCCCCCCACCCUGGCUUGUGGAUGGUCAGCUGGUUUAUAACAUCACCCGCAUCAUGGACUCCCGACGCCGGGGUAGUGGCUUUCAGUUCCUGGUGGAUUGGGAGGGCUACGGGCUAGAGGAACGUUCCUGGGUGCCUCAGGCGCCUAUCCUGGAUAAGGGUAUGCUUCGUAACUUCCAUCGCAGGUAUCCAGGUAAGCCUGGUGGGUCUCCGGGAGGCUCCUGUUGAGGUGGGGGUACUGUCAUGGUCCCCAUAUCUGCCUGGCCGGCCCUGCAAGGAUACAUGUGUUUUUGUUUUGCUCUCUCCCUCUCCCCUUCGCUGCUCCGCCUGGGCGGAGCUCAGGAUAAUUGUGCGAGACACGUUAGUGAUUCUCUCUAGCUUUUGUAAACGUAGCUUGUGUAAAAUCCGUGACUUUGUGUAACCCGCCUUUCCAGUGUAAUAGUUUUCCCCAAACCUGUGACCUUCCCGCUGUGUGGACGUGUGUGUGUUGGAGUGAAGGAGGAGAGGAGAAGUGUGAGAGAGCUUUCCCCUGGACCUUUCCCUUGGACACUAGGAUCCCUGGAUUUUCCCCCCACUGUACAUAUUCUGCACUUGGUGUUUGUAAAUAAACUCUGUGUUUGGAACUGAAAAGCCGCUUUGCACUUGAGUCUCCACUACUCCUUGUGACAGUUAUAGAGUUUUAAUAUGCGUAUUUAAUAUGUGUAAAAUGGCAGAUAGAAGUAAAAAAUCAUCAAGCAAGCCUUUUCUCUUUUGGUCACUUGACCUAUUUAAGUUAGCCCUUCAGGGAGGAGGAAAAUACUGUAGGGGUCUACAGCUUUUGAGGAAUGGAGAGGUGAAGAUUACUUUUAUUUUUUAAUGCAUGAAAUGAAAAAGAGUGAAAUGCAAAUUGAAUCCAGGACAGUAACAACAACCCAGUGCUGCUAACACACAACAAUAAGCAAGCAUCUGCACAGACAACAGGCUAACACAAAUGUCACAAAGAACUCAGAGUGAUGGUGAAGCUGAGUGUAUGCCAAGCAGCCAGAGCCUGAUAAUCAACAGGUGACUACGGCAGUAAUGAGCUGUCAGGCUUGUAGCAUUUUAGCCUCUACACAGAGUCGUAUGGUAAUCACUGUGAAGUACUCUUUCAAGUGGUUGUCAACUUUGUGUUUAUAAGUAAACACUAAAAGACAGACCGUGUGUGUGUCCAAAACACACUGGAAAAACAAUUUGUGUCAGUGAAUGGGUCUGUCGCCUAAGAUUUGCACUGUUAACUGAUAACUAUCCGACUUUGUAUUUCAGGCCAUGCUAUGGAGUAAUUUAAUCUACUUACAUUUAUACAGUGCUUCUCCAGUCUUGCUGAGUACUAUAAACACUUUAGACUACAAGCCAAAUUUUAACCACACAGUCAAACAGCACUUUAUUCUAUACAUUUCAAGCACUUUAUUUACCUCAUAUCAAUGGCUUUGGACUGCAGGAAGAAGCGGAAGUACCCAAAGGACACUUCAGUGAAUAAAACUCCCGCAAGGAUUCAAGCUAUGGCCCUUCUUAUUCUUAGACAAUAGUGCUAACUAUCUGCCACUGUGCUGCCACAUGCAGUGAGUAGUGCAAAAAAAUUGAAUCAAAUCAAAUCAAAUCACUUUUAUUGUCACAUCACAUGUGCUGGUAUACUGGUACACCACUUGUGGGUGAAAUUCUUGUGUGCAAGCUUCAGAAGCAACAGUGGUGUGCAAAAUACAUGUGAGAAUUAUAAGAAUAAAUAUAUUUACAAAUAUAAGAAUGUAUGCAUAUUACUAAAUAUGUAUACAUAUGUAUAUAUAUAUAUGUGUGUGUGUGUGUGUGUGUGUGUGUAUACAUAUAUAUAAAAUAAAAUAUACAGAGGUCAGCAGCAUGACUAUUGUGCAAAAGAAAUGGCAUAUAUGUACAAUAUGGAGUGCAUAAAUGUGGAAGUUCUGGUAAGUGAAAGUGAGGUGAUUAUGAAGUGUUCAGCAGUCUGGUGGCCUGAUGGAAAAAGCUGUACCUCAGUCUGCUGGUUCGAGACCAGAUACUGCAGUACCUCCUGCCUGACGGAAGUAGUUUGAACAGUUUAUGGCUGUUCAAGAGUCUUUGAUGAUCCUCCCCACUUUCCUCAGGCACCGCUUCUUGUAGAUAUCCUGGAGGGAGGGAAGCUCACCUCCAAUUAUCCGUUCAGAACACCGCACCACUCUCUGGAGAGCUUUGUGGUUGUAGGCGGUGCUGUUGCCAUACCA
This is a messenger RNA of Oreochromis niloticus (Nile tilapia), 5032 nucleotides long. RefSeq lists its product as uncharacterized. The record is from RefSeq and is a predicted model, not a curated record. Gene Ontology annotation, molecular function: nucleic acid binding. The transcript is spliced from 4 exons. NCBI's taxonomy places the organism in Eukaryota, Metazoa, Chordata, Actinopteri, Cichliformes, Cichlidae. The coding region runs from base 2217 to 3032 and encodes 271 amino acids.